AUGGCAGCGGACGAAACUACUGCUACGGUGACUGGGGGUGAUGAAUCCACGACAGAUCAACCUCUGCAUCCAGUCACACACUGGGAGCAAUUAAAUGAGCAAGAGGAGGCCGAUAAUAAUGACGCCGACUCUGUCAUCUCCAAUCCCGCCGAGUCGACAGCAUCAAUGACUUCGAGUAUCCUGUCGUAUCGAACCAUUCAAGGUCGAACCUUUCACUCGGAGAGAGGAAAUGCUCAAUACUGGGCUGCCAAUGACGAACAGCAAAAUGAGUCUAUGGAUAUAGUACAUCACUUUUUGAGUCUUCUGCUUGAUGACAGACUAUUUUUGUCACCCUUGAAAGAUAAUAUACAGUCAGCUCUAGAUAUUGGAACCGGGACAGGUAUUUGGGCCAUUGACUUUGCCGAUCAAUUCCCAGGCGCAAAAGUCGUAGGUACUGAUAUCUCGCCUAUUCAACCGGCAUGGGUUCCGCCAAACCUCGAAUUCCAUAUCGACGAUUGUACACAGCCAUGGACAUUCGCGCCGGAUUCCAUCGACUUUGUUCACAUGCGUUAUCUAUUUGGCAGCAUCAAAGAUUGGUCAGCGUUGUUCAAGGAAGCCUUCCGGGCAUGUAGACCCGGCGGUUGGGUUGAAAGUCACGAGGCUUCCGCGAUGAUGGAGAGUGAUGAUGGAACAGUUACAGAUACGAGCGCUAUGCAUGAAUGGGGAAGAUUCUUUAUUGAGGGGGGAAAGAAAAUGGGACAGCCGUGUACCAUUAUUGAGGAUGAUCUUCAACAGAAGUGUAUGCGCGAGGCUGGCUUUGAGGACAUUCAGAUCGCCGACUACAAGAUUGCUAUCGGAGGCUGGCCUAAGGAUAAGAAAAUGAGGGAGAUUGGCCAGUAUGUUCUGGCUGCUCUGGAGCAGGACUUUGAGGGGUAUGUUCUAUACAUGGCGAGCCAACUGUUGGGGUGGUCAAUGCAAGAGGUCAAGGUCUACUGUGCGCAGCUUCGGCGGGAACUUCGGUCAACCGCGAACCAUCCUUUCUUUCGUUAUCGCGCGGUUUAUGGUCGAAAGCCACAGGCUUCUUGA
Molecule: messenger RNA, 1065 nt
Organism: Fusarium fujikuroi IMI 58289
Lineage: Eukaryota; Fungi; Ascomycota; Sordariomycetes; Hypocreales; Nectriaceae
Product: related to methyltransferase
Exons: 9
Coding region: 1-1065 (354 amino acids)
Molecular function (GO): methyltransferase activity
Source: RefSeq, a predicted model, not a curated record